Chaetomium strumarium is the source of this 1560-nucleotide messenger RNA. RefSeq lists its product as uncharacterized. Gene Ontology annotation, biological process: prenylcysteine catabolic process; prenylated protein catabolic process. Bases 1 to 1560 code for a protein of 519 amino acids. Lineage: Eukaryota; Fungi; Ascomycota; Sordariomycetes; Sordariales; Chaetomiaceae. The record is from RefSeq and is a predicted model, not a curated record. The transcript has 6 exons. Gene Ontology annotation, molecular function: prenylcysteine oxidase activity.
AUGAGGCCCAGCCUUCACUUCGUCGCUUUCUCCAGCCUCAUCGGUGGUGAUCUCUGUCAGGAAACAGAUCAAGCCACGCGGCAGGUUGCCAUCAUCGGGGCCGGGCCCGCUGGAUCUUCCGCUGCGUAUUUCCUUCAGAACUUUGCCUCUGAGGCUGGAAUCCACGUCAACAUCACGCUCUUCGAGAAGACAGACCGCAUUGGCGGCCGGACGCUCACUAUCAACCCCUUCGAUGACCCGGCCCAGCGCGUUGAGCUGGGUGCCAGCAUCUUUGUCCAGGCAAACCAGAUUCUCUAUGGCUCGCUUGCGGAGUUCGGCCUCACCACGCGGGAACCUGACGCCGAUGCAGACCCCAUCAUGGGUAUCUGGGACGGUGACCGCUUCGUCUUCACGAUUGACCAGGCCAAGCCGGACUGGUGGAAUACCCUGAAGGUCGUUUUGCGGUACGGAUACACGGCUCCUCAGCGAACCCAGCAGUUGGCCGCUGCUACCAUCGCCAAGUUUCUCCGGAUUUAUGACGCGCCAAUCUUCCCCUUCCGAUCCCUGACGGAGGCCGCACAAGACCUCGGACUGGUUGAGGCGACAGGCGUCACCGGAGAGCAGUUCCUGAACGCGAAUAGCAUCUCCCCGCUCUAUGCCCAUGACAUCAUCCAGGCCAGUACACGGGUCAACUAUGCCUCUAAUCUUGCCCUAAUUCACGGACUGGAUACCAUGGUCUCCUUGGCCGCUGAAGGCGCGGUUGCUGUCGUGGGCGGUAACUGGCAGAUCUUCGACGGGAUGGCUCACAGAUCAGGUGCCACCAUCGCUCUCAACACGACCGUCGUGGGGCUCGAGAAGAGCCAGGGGAGUGCGUCCAGCCACCCGCAGUACACAGUCUCGACAACGUCCGGCAGCGCCCCGGGGAGUACGAGUGCAUACCCAGUCGCGUUCGACAAUGUCGUCAUCGCCAACCCCUUCCAGUUCAGCGGAAUCUCUGCUGCCGAGGGCGUACUUCAGAGCACCAUUGACCAGAUACCCUACGUGCAGCUGCACGUCACCAUCUUUGCUUCGCCCUCCUGGUUCAAGCCUCAAUUCUUUGGCCUGCCCAAGUCCAGCAAACCGCCCGGUAUGGUUUUGACCACCCUCGCCAAAACCGACAACUCAACUUCUGGGGUGGGAGGGGUUGGGAAAGCGGGCUUUUUCAGCCUGAGCAACCUUGGCAAGGCGGCAAACCCGCAGACACAGCAGCAGGAGUAUGUCUACAAGAUCUUCUCCCCAGAGAAGGUCACUCCCGGAUUCUUGAGUGGCCUGCUCGGGGCAAAGGUUCCCGAGACGUUCACCGGCAAAUCAAGCCCGAUCUCGUGGUAUCAUCCUCAUGUCUUCCACUCGUACCCCAAGGCGUACCCCCGGGUUACCUUCCAGGACCCCAUCGUCGGCGAGGGUGUGUACUACACCUCGGGCAUGGAGAGCUUCAUCUCAACGAUGGAGACAAACGCGUUGAUGGGGAAGAACGUUGCACGCUUGAUCGUUGACGACAUAAGCGGUGGUCCGUGGGAGGACAAGCAGAACGUCUUGAACUAG